AUUGAGUAUCAACAUCAUAUAGAAAUAAUUUCCUUCCCGGGUAAAAUCUAGGCGCAAAAGCACCAAACCGUUGCACCUCCACCACUUGUUUCCAUACCCAACUCUUCUCCUCUGCGGUCUCUGCUUUUGCAAUGGCUAUCGCAUCGUCCUCUCUUCCCUUCCUCAACUCCAAUUAUAUCUCAUCUUCUGCCCUUUCUAAAACUCGACCAUUCCUAGAAAGUCAGUCUUGGUUUCUUACCUGCAUCAGAACUAGACCCAAUUCUUUGUCCAUAACUAGAGCUAUCAAAACUGAUCUCAGUAAGGAGGAUAUUGUAAUAGUGGGUGCUGGGAUUUCUGGCCUUGCCACUGCACUGUCUCUCCAAAGGCUCGGAAUUCGGUCUGUGGUGCUGGAGCAGUCUGAAUCACUUAGAACUGGUGGAGCAUCACUCACCCUUUUCAAAAAUGGAUGGAGGGUAUUGGAUGCACUCGGAGUUGGAAGCGAUCUCAGAAGCCAGUUUCUUGAAAUUCAAGGGAUGGCUGUGAAGACAGAAGACGGAAGGGAGCUCCGCUCCUUCAGGUUUAAAGAUGAGGACGAAAGCCAAGAAGUCCGAGCAGUAGAGAGGAGAAUACUUCUGAAGACUCUGGCAAAUCAACUGCCACCAGAAGCAAUCCGUUUCUCUUCAGGGCUGGAUAAGAUUGAGAAGAGUGAGAAUGGAGAAACUGUCCUGAAACUUGUUAAUGGAACCCAACUACUUGCAAAGGUUGUUAUUGGCUGUGAUGGCAUUCGAUCUCCAAUCGCAAAGUGGAUGGGAUUCCCUGAGCCUAAGUAUGCAGGGCAUUCGGCAUUCCGCGGGAUAGGAUUUUAUGACAACGGGCAGCCAUUUGAACCGAGAGUAAAUUAUGUAUAUGGAAGAGGGUUGCGCGCUGGAUAUGUACCUGUUUCCCCAACAAAAGUUUACUGGUUUAUCUGCUACAACAGCCAGUCUCCAGGUCCAAAAAUCACUGAUCCAUCUGAGUUGAAGAAGCAAGCAAAGGAACUAAUCAGGAGCUGGCCUCCAGAACUGCUGAACUUAAUAGAUAUAACCCCAGAUGAAACGAUAAGCAAAACUCUGCUGGUUGACCGUUGGCUGUGGCCUGUUGUAAGCCCCUCUGCUUCAGUGGGAAGAGUUGUACUGGUUGGAGAUGCAUGGCAUCCAAUGACUCCCAAUCUGGGGCAAGGCGCUUGUUGUGCAUUGGAGGAUUCAGUAGUUCUAGCAAGAAAGCUUGCAAAUGCAAUCAACUCUGGACCUGCAUCUAUUGAAGAUGCUUUCAGGUCAUAUGGAAGCGAAAGGUGGCCCCGUGUCUUCCCGCUAACCAUCCGCGCAAAUCUCGUAGGAAACCUAUUGCAGUGGGAGGACCCAAUUGUUUGUUCUGUUCGGAACAAUGUUAUCAUACCUAAAUUUAUUAGGCUUGGACCGAUUUUGGAGCACACAAAUUUUGAUUGUGAACCUUUACUGACAACAGAACUCUGAAACUACAGGGCAACAAGGAGAUAUCAAGCAACAGAAUGCCAACAAAUUGAAGCCUCUCUAUAUGUUGUAUAGCUAUUAUUUUACAAACACAAUGUUAAUGCAAGGUCUAAGAACACAAUAACGACAGACAUAGAAUAAAAUUAUAAGCAUCAGAUGGAGAA
This is a messenger RNA of Ricinus communis (castor bean), 1651 nucleotides long. RefSeq names its product monooxygenase 2. Lineage: Eukaryota; Viridiplantae; Streptophyta; Magnoliopsida; Malpighiales; Euphorbiaceae. The transcript is spliced from 6 exons. The record is from RefSeq and is a predicted model, not a curated record. Bases 132 to 1490 code for a protein of 452 amino acids. Gene Ontology annotation, molecular function: FAD binding.